AACUGUUUCCUCUUUGUUUUCCAAAACGGUCCUUUGCAGCUAGUCAGUGCUUAGUAAGCUCAGAAGCACGUCCUUUGCCUUCGAGGCUGUGCGGGACUGUAACUGCUCAGCAGACUUUGUGCCCCUGCUCGGCGCAGGCACUUUCCCAUGCUGUACUGGGAGCGAUUGGCUCUCUCGGAUCAUGUGGGAGCAGCUGGAAUCCUGAGUUGUAGCUUUUGGCACUCCUUUUUCUUUUAAAGCGCUUGCUCCUUUCAGCUCCCUAGGGCUUGUUGCCUCCCUCCUUUCAUUACUCUGAUUAUAAUCUGGAAUAGCCGUACAGGAGACCGGAGGAGCGAUUUUAAAGGAGCAGAGAUGUUUAAGCAGGUGUCCAGGACUUCAGGCACAGGCUGCUACUAUCUAAAUUCCAUGUCACCUGAGGGCCAGGAGAUGUACGUACGAUUCGACCAAACGGCAAGGCGCCCUCCCUACAGGAUGAGUAGGAUUCUUGCACGUCACCAUCUGCUGACGAAAAUUCAACAAGAAAUCGAAGCAAAGGAAGCGUGUGACUGGUUACGUGCAGCUGGAUUUCCCCAAUAUGCUCAGUUCUACGAAGAUUCCCAGUUUCCCAUUGACAUUGCCGCAGUAAAAAAAGAUCAUGAUUUUCUUGACAAGGACCUUGUAGAACCUCUUUGCAGACGACUGAACACCCUGAACAAGUGCGCCUCAAUGAAACUCGAUGUGAACUUACAAAGAAAAAAGAGUGAAGAUUCAGAUGAGGAAGACCUCUGUGCUAUCAGUAAUAAAUGGACUUUCCAAAGAACCAGCAGGCGAUGGUCUCGGGUGGACGAUAUUGAUACUUUGCUUCAUCGAUCAGACAGACAUGGGUCUUCUGGGGACAUUAAAAUGAAAAAUACAACAAGCAGUGAGAGUGUCCUUACAGAUCUAAGCGAACCUGAGGUCUCAUCGAUUCACAGUGAGAGCAGUGGGGGAAGUGACAACAGGAGUCAAUCUGGUAUCAGCAGUGCUGUCAGGGAGAUCUGCGACUGCACUGGCCAGCAUGAUGUAGAAAACACACUUCUACAAGACUCCACUGCAAUAAGCACUGCCCUGGCCCACAAAGACAGCCUGAAGAAUGAGAAACCAACACGAACAAAAGCAAAAACCUUUCUGAAACGCAUGGAGACACUAAAAGCAAAAAGUGUGCAUGGAAAGCUAAAAGGCUCAGGAAGAACAGGUCCUUUAGAGAUAAGUGGACCUGUCCUUCAAUAUGAGCCGAAAUCUUUGAAAGAUAUGCACUGUGUACAGAUAGUCAAUGGCGAUCUCCAAAACUUAGGGCAAGAUUCAGUCAAAAGAGGACUCUCCUUUUCUGCCAAAUCCAGCAGUGACAGCAGUCAGUCCGAAAACAGCAGCAGCGGGGUGAGCACACCCUGUUUGAAGGAGCGCAAAGGUCAUGAAGCAAACAAGAGAGGUGGGAUGUACUUGGAGGACCUAGAUGUUCUGGCAGGAACAGCCUUACGGCAAGUGGUAGAUGAAAAUCGAAAAAAUGAAUUUCAUUCCCAAGAGAACUUGGUUGUGCAUAUUCCCAAGGACCACAAACCGGGGACCUUCCCGAAGGCACUUUCUAUUGAAAGCCUUUCACCUACAGACAACAGUAAUAAUGUAAACUGGAGGACAGGCAGCAUCUCUUUGGGAAAACAGAACUGCUCUACUCCAAAAGAGACUGGAUUGAUUGCUUGCUGUCCAAAAGAGAGCAGAGUUAGUAUUUAUGACAAUGUGCCAGGCUCCCACUUGUAUGCCAGUACUGGGGACCUACUGGACUUAGAGAAAGAUGUCCUUUUCCCUCAUUUAGAUGACAUUUUGCAGCAUGUCAAUGGACUCCAAGAGGUAGUAGAUGGCUGGUCAAAGAAUGUGUUGCCAGGUCUGCCAGUUGAUGAUGUGUCCAUCAAAGAAUCUUCAUCGUUGCCUUUCCAGUCACCCACACAGAUCACACUUGAUUUUGAAGGGAACUCCGUCUCUGACGGCCGGACCACACCGAGUGACAUGGACAGAGAUGGAACAUCCCUGAAUGAGUCAGAAGCCACCGGUGUUAGGGACAGGAGAGACUCUGGUGUGGGAGCAUCUCUCACAAGGCCAAGCAGGCGGUUACGGUGGCAUAGUUUCCAAAUCUCUCAUCGCCUGAGCCACUCCAUAGCAUCACUUCACAUCAGUAAUCAGUCAGCAGCCCAACUGAAUCUACUGCAAAAAUUCUCUCUACUUCGUCUUACUGCCAUCAUGGAAAAAUACUCCAUGUCAAACAAACAUGGCUGGACCUGGUCUGUGCCAAAGUUCAUGAAGAGGAUGAAAGUCCCUGACUACAAGGACAAGAACGUCUUUGGUGUGCCUUUGAUAGUUCAUGUCCAGAGAACCGGACAGCCUCUUCCCCAGAGCAUACAGCAAGCACUACGCUACUUACGCAGUACCUGUCUAGAUCAGGUGGGCCUGUUUCGAAAAUCUGGAGUGAAAUCCCGAAUCCAGGCCUUACGUCAGAUGAAUGAAAGCUCCCCGGAAAAUGUCAGUUAUGAAGACCAGUCAGCGUAUGAUGUGGCAGACAUGGUAAAGCAGUUUUUCAGGGACCUGCCAGAACCUCUCCUCACAAGUAAGCUAGGAGAGACCUUUCUACACAUCUACCAGUAUGUUCCUGCGGAGCAGCGGCUGCAGGCUGGCAUGCUGAUGGCGGAUGAGAACCGGGAGGUCUUGCAGACACUGCUGUGCUUCCUCAGCGACGUCACCUCCGUGGAGGAGAACCAGAUGACUCCCAUGAACAUCGCCGUUUGCCUGGCCCCUUCCCUCUUCCACCUUAAUAUAGUGAAGAAGGAAAGCUCCCCUAGAGUGAUACAGAAAAAAUAUGCAACAGGGAAGCCAGAUCAGAAGGACCUCAGUGAAAACCUGGCAGCUACUCAGGGACUUGCUCACAUGAUAGUGGAAUGCAACAAACUUUUUGAGGUCCCACAUGAGAUGGUCACUCAGUCUCGAAACUCCUAUGUUGAUGCUGAAGUGCAUUCUCCCACCCUGGAAGAACUAGGGAAACAAGUGGAUGAAGAAGGAGGGAACUAUCAGAUGUACCUUGAAAGUCUCAUGCAGACUUUCCAGAAAGAAGCAAAAGAGAAAUUCAAAGGAUGGGUCACAUGUUCCAGUUUAGAGAACACAGAACUUGCCUACAAAAAGGUUGGGGAUGGGAACCCCCUAAGGCUUUGGAAAGCCUCAGUGGAAGUUGAAGCUCCCCCGUCAGUUGUCCUGAACCGAGUGCUGAGAGAACGCCACAUUUGGGACGAGGACUUCUUGCAGUGGAAGAUUGUCGAGAGCCUGGACAAGCAGACAGAAGUUUACCAGUACGUUUUGAACAGCAUGGCUCCUCAUCCCGUCCGAGAUUUUGUUGUUCUAAGGACAUGGAGGACUGAUUUGCCAAAAGGGAUGUGUAUGCUGGUGGCCAUCUCUGUGGAGCAUGAAGAGGCCCCUCUCAUGGGAGGUGUGCGAGCCAUUGUGAUGGACUCCCAGUACCUAAUCGAGCCAUGUGGCUCAGGAAAAGCCAGGCUGACCCAUAUCUGCAGAAUUGACCUAAAAGGACAUUCCCCAGAGUGGUACAACAAAGGCUUUGGACAUCUGUGUGCAGCAGAAGUUGCCAGGAUCAGGAACUCAUUUCAGCCCCUGAUUGCCGAGGGACCAGAAACGAAAAUCUGAGGAAGUGUUCCUGGAAGUGUGUGAGCAUAAAUCAGGGUAUGGCAGAGUAGAAAGACUGAAAGCAAAGACCUUAUUUAAGUUACUUGCAAUAGAAAUCUAACUAGAUCUGGGUCUGUACAAAGGUGAAACAGGAAUUUUAUAGGAAAGUUAUUUUAUUCUGGAAACUUCACCUCCCCCCCCACAGCCUUUCCACAUUAAUUUCAAUCAAACAUUUUUCAAAGAGAUUUUAUCGUUAUUACUUUAAAAUUAGACUAUUACCAUUACUUGUGUGUUACAUAACUCUGGUAUUUAAAGGCUUCUAAGAAGCAUAUUUUAAUUGUAAAUAAAUUAUGUACAGUAUGUAUAUAUUAUAUAUAUAUUAUAGCUAUAUAUAUAUAUAUGUAUAUGUAUAAAUUAAUUAUUUUGUAUAUAACUCAGUGCUAUGUAGAAGAAGUCACCUGCAUCAGUUGGACCUUAAAAGACUCCGUCACUUGUUUCUUAGUGUGUCACUGCUACAUAAGCUGUGUUUGCUAUUAUCACAGGGCUACCAGACAAAAUCCAUGUGAUAACAGAAACGCCUGUGUUUAAAUUUGUUUGUGUUUGUGUAUGCUACAAGGUACCUGGAAAUAGAUGUAGGAGGAAUGAAAGGAGCUAAGGAGGAGAGUGGUUAUUGUAUGUCUAAAAAUAAUGAGGAGUGGAUCAGUAUGACCAAAUAAAAUACGUGGAAAUGUAACUGAGGUAGACGUUUUGAAGGCCGUUUAUAUUCAGCUGCAGAAGGUUUGUGACUGUUAAUACAAGGUGAUAAAAGCUUACCUAUUGCCUUAAUUAAUGAUAUAUUUGCCACUAGAGAACCUCACCGUCUGCAGUGUUCAAAAUAACAGCUCAUUCUUAGCAAAUACAAGAUAACUCUGUGUGUACCGAGGUGACCUCAGGUGACCUCACUAUCUGAAGUUAAACUGGUAAGUUAUUAAGCUGUAAACCUUUUGCUUAGUGUUUUAUCCAGUAAGUGGUUCUGUGUUGUUCUUUCCUUCUUCCAUAGGAAUGGCUAAUUAUUAAGAAACUCCAAAGCAGAUUUUCCACAUCCAGUGACCACAAAGAUGUGCAGAUAAAUGCCAUGCCUUUUUUAUACUCUUACUAUAAAAAUAACUAAACUUUUUAAAGCUUUUAAAUACAUCUCAGAGAUUUUAAAUAUUGAAUGCAGAUUAUGCUUGGGAAGAUCACUUUUAUGAUAACAGCAAGCAUUUUCAUGUUAUAUUGCACUGAUCUGCAUGAUCCUGCCUCUGAUGGCAUUGGCGGGAGCAGGAUCAGCCCCUGACUAUGAGGAGUAAGAGCCAUUUAAGCCCACUACAUCAUUUCAUUUUCAGAGACCUAUUAUUUGCUAAUGGAAGAAUGCUUUAAAAGUAAUAAUAAUCAUUUAUUGACCUUACCUUCGAGACAAGGUUCCGUUUUGUUCUUAACUAACCUAAGACCAAAAAUGGAAUUAUAUCUAUGAGUCAAUAAGAAUGUACAAGUCUAUCAAUACUGUUCUUCAUUAAUUGCAUUUGUUCACUUUGACAUUAUUUAUUGCUGUAUAAACCAACUGAGUCAUUCACAGCCAGGGUUUUAGUUCAAUCCUCUCAACAAAACCCACUGCGAUUUAGGAUGAGGUCAAUUAAGUGAGGUGCCUUUGCUACGUGAAGCUGCAGAGUUUUGUGACCUGAGAGUGCAAAGUGCGAGAGCUGGCGUGGUACCCUGUGCCACGGGAACCCUGCCCGCGGGAGCAGGGAGCGCACGGGAGCCGGCAGGGGACCUGGGCAGGGUCGCCCAGGGCUAUCCUGCCUUGGAGCAGUAGUACCCUGGGAAGUCCCCAUCUCCUCUCCCCUGUGAGCUGCCCCUCUCUUUCACUCCAUCUUGCCCAUAUUUUGCUCUUUGACUCGUAGGAUGUAGGAGGUUGGGUGCCCGAGAGCUGUGUUUGCAGCCAGCAAUGUGCAAACAGUGCAUGUUUUUAAGUAUUAGCGAUGGGUGAGCAUUGGUGUACCUGCACGCCCAGAAGGUCCAGGUGCUCCCCAGGUGGCACGGCUGCCAGCCAGCCCCUGGGCAUCCAUGCUGCCCACCUCAGGCAGGAUUCAAGGUGCAUGAGCUAGCGGGGCCAGGGCAGCACUCUGCCAGCAGCUGCCAGCGCCCCAGCGAUCUCCAGAAAUCAGCACCUCCUCCCCUCAGCACCCGUAGCCAUGGCAGCAGGUUUCACUCAGAAAAAGGAUGAGCAGGCUGUUUCCUAAAACAGGAGCAAUUAGAGCCCUUCUGCUACAUUACUUUGCAUAAAUGAAUACAAUAGUGCCUCAGGAUUAAUGGACACAGCAUUUCAGGCACUGGAAAUAGCAAUUGCCUGACACUCAAUAAUUACUUAAAGAAAGGAAGGGAAAACCUCGGCAGCGGUUUUAUCCUGCCUGACUCAGCUGGACGGGACCCUGUGCCACCUGCCACGGUUAGCAAGGUAGGUUUGCCUUCCUAAUGUUGCCAAAUCUUUGUCAUGUACUUCCAGCAGCUCUAAGCCAUGUAUUAACGAAAUACUUUUCCUCUACAAUGUACCUUAUGCCAUGUCUACCUUUCAGCUACCACAGUAUUUUGUAUUGUUACAUUGCCAUUGAGAAUACAUUAUGAUACUUACAUUUUUAAAUGUUAUACUCAUAUCAAUACCUCAUAUUUUUACCUCAUCUGUUGGUAUCAGUCAUUAGUUGUAAAUAAAUAAUUGCAGAGUUGAAUAAAUUUGCAUACACUAAAGAA
Messenger RNA from Struthio camelus australis, 6438 nucleotides. It is a transcript of the gene STARD13, whose product is annotated as StAR related lipid transfer domain containing 13. Gene Ontology annotation, molecular function: protein binding; lipid binding; GTPase activator activity. The record is from RefSeq and is a predicted model, not a curated record. Gene Ontology annotation, biological process: actin cytoskeleton organization; signal transduction; regulation of Rho protein signal transduction. NCBI's taxonomy places the organism in Eukaryota, Metazoa, Chordata, Aves, Struthioniformes, Struthionidae.